Ornithorhynchus anatinus (platypus) is the source of this 1430-nucleotide messenger RNA. It is a transcript of the gene AAMP, whose product is annotated as angio associated migratory cell protein. Gene Ontology annotation, molecular function: protein binding. The record is from RefSeq and is a predicted model, not a curated record. Gene Ontology annotation, cellular component: cytosol. NCBI's taxonomy places the organism in Eukaryota, Metazoa, Chordata, Mammalia, Monotremata, Ornithorhynchidae. The coding region runs from base 66 to 1352 and encodes 428 amino acids. The transcript has 11 exons.
CUCCGGAGCGUCGUCGCUUGGCGCCGCCUGGGUGAGGCCGCAGGGCCGCGCCACCCCUGGCCCCCAUGGAGCCCCCGCCGCAGGACGGGCCGGGCCCGGCGGCCCCCGGGGACGAGGAGCUCAUCGAGGUGGUGGAGCUGGGGCCCGGGCCUCCGCACCCGGACGAGCUGGCCCAGGAGAUGGAGGACGUGGACUUCGAGGAGGAGGAGGAGGAAGACGAGGAGGAGGAAGAGGAGGAGGAGGAGGAGGCCUGGGGGGACGAGGACGGCGCCGGGGAGACCCCCGAUGACAGCGAGCUCACCUUCGCUAGACACUCCGCAUCCGUGUUCUGCGUGAGCCUCGACCCCAAGACCAACGCGCUGGCGGUGACCGGCGGGGAGGACGACAAGGCCUUCGUGUGGCGGCUGAGCGACGGCGAGCUGCUCUUCGAGUGCACGGGGCACAAGGACUCGGUGACCUGUGCCGGCUUCAGCCACGAUUCGACGCUGGUGGCCACGGGCGACAUGAGCGGCCUGCUCAAGGUGUGGAGGGUGGAGACCAAGGAGGAGGUCUGGUCCUUUGAGGUCGGGGACCUGGAGUGGAUGGAGUGGCACCCGCGGGCCCCGAUCCUGCUGGCGGGCACGGCCGACGGAAACACCUGGAUGUGGAAGGUGCCGAGCGGCGACUGCAGGACUUUCCCGGGGCCCAGCUGCCCGGCCACUUGUGGCCACGUCCUCCCUGACGGGAAGAAGGCCGUGGUGGGCUACGAAGACGGCUCCGUCCGCCUGUGGGACCUCAAGCAAGGCAGCCCGCUGCACGUGCUCAAAGGGGCCGAGGGUCACCAGGGCCCCCUGACGUGCGUGGCCGCCAACCAGGACGGCAGCCUCGUCCUCACGGGCUCCGUGGACUGCCAGGCCAAGCUGGUCAGCGCCGCCACGGGCAAGGUGGUGGGCGCGUUCCGGCCGGAGCCCGCGGCCCCCGCGCCCGGCCUGGGGGAUGAAGAGGAGGAGAGCGAGUCCAACUCGGUGGAGUCCUUGGGCUUCUGCAGCGUGCUGCCCCUGGCCGCGGUGGGCUACCUGGACGGGACGCUGGCCAUCUACGACCUGUCCACCCAGAGCCUGCGGCACCGGUGCCGGCAUGAGUCGGGCAUCGUGCAGCUGCUGUGGGAGGAGGGGGCCGCGGUGGUCUACACGUGCAGCCUGGACGGGGCCGUCCGGCUGUGGGACGCCCGCGCGGGCCGCCUGCUCAACGACUACCGCGGCCACACCGCGGAGAUCCUGGACUUCGCCCUCAGCAAGGACGCCUCCCUGGUGGUGACCACGUCCGGAGACCACAAGGCCAAAGUGUUCUGCGUCCAGAGGCCCGACCGCUAGCCGCCGAGGCCCGUGACCCCGUCCCCCGCUUGCCGGCCGGGGGGGCGGGAGGGGGGCGUCCCACGCCGGUCCCCGGCU